AUGGACGCAAAUUCUUCGAUCAGUAGUAAGCACCAGAAGCAUCAUGAAGGAGAGGGAAGGAAUAUUGAAAGGUGUAUCAGUUUAGGUGAUCUUCCUGACGUAAUUCUCCAAGAGAUAAUAUCCAGCCUUCCCACCAAAGAAGCAGUUCAGACAAGUGUAUUAUCCAAACGAUGGGUGGCUCUGUGGAUGGCAAUUUCAAACAUUGAGUUGAAAGAAGGAUCACCUGAGAAAAGGCAACAGUUCAUAGACUUUGUUGAGAAAUUACUUGCAUGUAAUUCCUCAAGGCUUAAAAAAUUCUCUAUUGCAUUUGAAGUUGGUGAGGAUGCUCCUCAGGUUAAUAGGUGGCUAGGAGGUUUCAUCAAGCCUAGCAUUGAAGAGUUAAAUCUUGAUUUUGAAAGAGUUGGGCAACCAUUGGUCCUCCCUGAUCACCUGUUUACCUCUGAAACCUUGACAAAUUUUCAACUUAGUAUGCAGCAUGUCAUGAACCUUCCUUCUUCCAUUUAUUUUCAAAAUCUAAAGGUCAUGACUUUGAAGCAUGUUAUAUUCCCUGAUGGUUCCCCAACUCAACAGCUUUUCUCUAGUUGCCCAUCCCUGGAGGAGUUAACCCUCAUUGACUGUAGUUGGUUGAAAGUUAAAGCUGUUUGUAUCGCUUGUCCAUCGCUUAAGACAUUGAUCAUAAGAGAGUGGAAAGAUGACGCCGAUGAUUCUGUCAAGUUGGAUCAAGAAAAUGAUGCAGGUGGUCGUAGUGUUCCAACUCACUGCCAAAUAGUGAUCACUGGAAGUAACCUGAAAACAUUCUCUUAUGAUGGUGACCUCCUAAAUGAUUAUUUCUUGUUUUGUACUUCAUGGGUCACUGAUGCAACUGUUGAGGUCUACCCAUCAGAUAGUCGCUUGGACUCGCCUUAUUUUGUUUUCAAACUUCUGAAAGCCCUCUCAAAUGUGGAAAAGCUAUCAUUUACUGAUUAUGUUGCCGAGGCGCUCUCGCGAACAUCUUUUUUAAUCGGGCAUCUUUCUUUGUUCAAUAAAUUGGUUGAGCUUCGUGUGAUCUCGGUAUCACCCAUAGGUUUCUCUUGUGAUGCAUUGCUGGCCAUAUUAAGGAACUCGCCUAUUCUCGAAACUCUUGAGCUUGUUAUGGGGGUCUCUCUGCCUCAAAGUGGCGCAAACAACAUUGAUCCAUUACCAGCUUGUUUUGGAACACACCUCAAGACCAUCAAGAUAUAUGGUUUUGCAGGGAGUGAAGUAGAGCUAAACGCCAUUAAAUUUUUGUUGCAAGCAGCAUCAGCUUUGGAUGCAUUCUACAUUUAUAGCAAUGGAUAUGAUUUUGACUCUCCCGCGGGAAUAGAGAGGCUAAACGUGUUGCACCAGCGAAUUAUGCAGUUUCCUAGAGCUUCAGAGAAUGGGUAUAUUUGUGCUCUUUGCGAUUUCUCAAAUCCAGAAAAAGAUCUGCUUUAUGAGUUGCGUGAGUGA
Abrus precatorius (Indian licorice) is the source of this 1467-nucleotide messenger RNA. Its product is annotated as F-box/LRR-repeat protein At3g26922-like. The transcript is spliced from 4 exons. The coding region runs from base 1 to 1467 and encodes 488 amino acids. The record is from RefSeq and is a predicted model, not a curated record. Gene Ontology annotation, molecular function: protein binding. NCBI's taxonomy places the organism in Eukaryota, Viridiplantae, Streptophyta, Magnoliopsida, Fabales, Fabaceae.